AACUUUAGAGUUCAAAGGCCAAGGGUUAAUUUGAAGAUGGCUGCCUCCCAAGAUGACAUGCUUUCUUUCUGCGUGGACACAACUAAAGUUAGCAGUUGUGUGGAAGUCCGAUUUAUUGACAAGGUUAAGGGCAAAGGAUUAUUUGCCAAGAAGGCCAUCAAGAAAGGAGACACCAUUUUUGUAGAGCGCCCUCUUGUCUCUUCCCAGUUCUUGUGGAAUUCCCAGUACAAAUAUAAAGCUUGUGAAUACUGCUUGAGUGCUCUGGAGACAGCUGAGGUUAAUGCCCGAAGACUGAGUGGCAACCCUGGCCUCAGUCUACCCCACACUGAGCUGUGCAAGGUGCGCCCAGAGCUGCACCAAGCUUGCCCACAAUGCCAGGUGAUGUACUGUAGCAACGAGUGUCGCCAGGCUGCGGCAGACCAGUACCAUCGGGCCCUGUGCUUAGGCCACUCCCAAGAGGACCCGGACCACCCUGUCAACAAACUUAAGGACGCCUGGAGGAGUAUGCACUACCCUCCUGAGACCUCCAGCAUCAUGCUCAUGGCCAGGAUGGUGGCCACUGUCAAACAGGCCCAAGACAAAUGCUGCUGGCAGAAGUUGUUCUUUCAGUUCUGCAGCCGUGCGGCCAACGAAGAGGAGGAAAUUGCACACAAGCUGCUGGGAGAGAAGUUCCAGGGACAUUUGACCUUACUACAAGCCCUGUUUACGACAGCACUUUACGAUGAUCAUCUCGAUAUGUGGUUUACACCUGAGGGAUUUCGCUCCCUCUUCGCCCUUGUAGGGACCAAUGGACAGGGCAUAGGUACCAGCUCUCUCAGCCAAUGGGUUCAUGCAUGUGAUGCGUUGGAGCUGUCUAGCCAGCAGAGGGAGCAAUUGGAUUCCUUCAUUGAUCAACUAUACAAGGACAUCGAGAAAGAGACCGGUGACUUCCUGAACUGCGAGGGUUCUGGGCUCUUCCUACUUCAAAGCUCAUGUAACCACAGCUGCAUACCGAAAGCGGAGGCAUCUUUCCCGAACAACAACUUCUUGCUUCACCUCAGUGCCCUUAGUGACAUCAGCCCUGGAGAGGAGAUCUGCAUCAGUUACUUGGACUGCUGUCAGCGUGACCGUAGCUGUCAUAGCAGACAGAAAAUCCUGAGAGAGAACUACCUGUUCGUCUGCUCGUGUCCAAAAUGUGUCUCUCAGAUGGAUGAGCUGGAUCUGACGUCGUCGGAGGAGGAGGGGGAUGACAUGGAGGAGGAGAUAACGGAUGUCUGAGGGGGAACAAAGACCAGCUCCCUCCCUCCUACUCACCCCCUCCCAGUCCCACUCUCAGCCACGCUAGCUAACUGCAUCUCUGCCCAGUGAAGACCAAUUUCAAAGACGACAUAUCAAACUCCAAGCAUAUCAACUUCAGUUGUGUACCAAAAUAUAAUUUUUCAAGGAAAAAGUCACUCAAUGGCCUGAAGCUUUGGAUCUCCCGGUUGAAAAGCAUUUGGUCACGUGACUCUGCAGUAUCAGCCCUCGUCUCUCACCUCUAGUGUAGCUUCUGCUUAUUGGAAACGUUUACAUUAAAGACAUCCAGAUUAAAUAUAUCACAGUUUAGUACCUCUAGAAUGGUAGAAACCAUUAAAUAGGCAAGAUGUAAUUUAUUCCUUAAUGUUGCUUGCAUCUUUGCCCUCAGAACAGCCUCAAUUCGUUGUGGUAUGGACUCUGCAAUGUAUCAAAGCGUUACACAGGGAUGCUGUCCCAUGUUGACUCCAAUGCUUCACACAAUUGAUUGGCUGGAUGGCCGGAUGUCCUUUGGGUGGUGAACCAUUCUUGAUACCCACGGGAAACUGCAGCAUUGCAGUUCUUGACACAAACCGGUGUGCCUGGCACCUACUACUAAACCCACUGAAUUGCACACAUACACAAUCCAUGUCUAAAUUGUCUCAAGGCUUAAAAAUCCUUUAACCUGUCUCCUCCCCUCAUCUAUACUGAUUGAAGUGGAUUUAACAAGUGACAUCAAUAAGGGAUCAUAGCUUUCACAGGCUGUUCUCAGCAUGACUGUUGUAGUCCAAUCUGUGUCAACUGUGUAAUGCCAUUGCAUCAGCAUGGACCAAAAUCCCUGUGGAACACUUUUGACACCUUGUAGAAUGCCCCUAAGAAUUCAGGCUGUUCUUCAGGAAAAGGAAGGUCCGACCCAGUACUAGAUGUGUGUACCUAAUAAACUGUCCGGUGAGUAUGGCUGUUCUGAGAAGGAUAAUGCACUUGGCCAAUCUAGUAGUGAUAACAUGAAAGUAUGUACAGUGUAGCUGAAGUAACCAGGCCAAAUUAAGUACAUUGAUUUUCAUGUAAUGUGAGAUCUAUCAAGGAACAUUAGAAACAUUCAUUGCAAGACUGAGUUAACCAUCAGCCAGAAUAACCUUGAGCAGUAGAAAGCUAUUGUCUGUUAACUAUUUUCCCGUUUAUUGAGGAGAACUGUUAUUUCCACAUGAGUGAAAUUGCUGCUACUGCCCACUCAUGAAUCAAUAGAACUACAAUGACCGUAAUCUUCAAUGCCAACGUUUUCAAUGUUACCGAACAAAUAUGGCUAACAUCAAAUGACUAACCUCAAUUAUCUCAGUUGGCAUUCAGAGCACUGGUGCAUGAGAACAAAUUGCUUUUGAUGUCACACAAGGACAUGCUGCAGCAUAAGAACAGCAGCAAACACUGUAUGAGAAUCCUAGCAAUUGUAAUUUUUACCACUCUGGCAUAAACCAUUGAGAUUAAAAUGUCUUCUCUUA
Molecule: messenger RNA, 2747 nt
Organism: Salmo salar (Atlantic salmon)
Lineage: Eukaryota; Metazoa; Chordata; Actinopteri; Salmoniformes; Salmonidae
Product: protein-lysine N-trimethyltransferase SMYD5
Biological process (GO): negative regulation of gene expression, epigenetic
Molecular function (GO): protein binding; histone H4K20 methyltransferase activity
Source: RefSeq, a predicted model, not a curated record